ACUCUUUGUAGGAUUCUCUUUAUAUAUCCAUGGCUGAAAGUUGGAAGUCAUGUAACGUUAACUUGAAUUCAUUAAUGUGCCGUAAACAGGCUCGUUUCAUUCCGUUUUCAGUGUUAAUUAACGUCUUGUCCUGGAUGACUUUAGCUAACCUCUUUAGUCGUAGCGUUACCCAGCUAACGUUAACGUUCAGUUUAACCUCAGUGUUUCUGUCAGUUAUUGAUGAGGAUGACCGAGUGCGGUCUCGCGCCACGGCCAUUAAAGGGAAAACACACCUGGAAACAGACACGUAAUGUGGUUUGUGACAGUAAAGUCAUUCUCCUUUUAGCUUCAGUUAGCUGUUCGCUAGUUCAUAAAAUUCAUAAGUUACAUUUGAAAAAGUCUUAAUAAAAGUCAUUGCCUUUUUUUUAAUUAUAGCAGCUUUUUUUAGCUACUAGUGAAAAGUAUAAAUAAAUUGCAGCGUAACAGAGUACAAACAGAAUGAACAGUAAUAUAAAGAAUACAUGCAGAAUGUAAACCAGUCAGAGAUGAAUAUACAGCCGCAACAGUGUGUAAAGAAAACGACAAGGAGUGUGACAGAAAUGAGUUGCACUUUCCAUCCCCUGGUUUCUCGCAGCGGAUUCUCCCAUGGCCUCUUUCUGCUUGUCCCGUCCCUGUUUCUCAGAGCUCUCAGCUCCAUGCCCCAGAUCAGCCGAAGCCUGCAAGAGAGUUACAGGCUUCUACAACUGCCUGACAAGGGACACAGCAGUCCUGCACAGGUGAAAGAGGCCUACUUGCGCCUAGCCAAACUCUACCAUCCAGAUUCUGGGGCUCCAACAGCAGAUGCAGUUCUGUUUGCUCAGGUUGAGCAGGCCUACCGUGCUGUGCUGGCACAUCAGAGCAAGACCAAGCAACCCGAUAGAGGACAGGAAGUGGAAAGUGAGGAUAGGUCCAGAGGUACAGCACUUCCACACAGACACUACCUCAGUUACGAGGGAGUGGGCUCAGGCCCACCCAGCCAACGUGAGUGUCAGUACCAGCAGAUCCGUGUCGACAGAGCAUCUGAGCAAGUUUUGAACUAGAGGCAGAGGGAGCAUGAGAGGGCAGCCGCUGCAGAGGGGGCACUGGUGGAACGGGACAUGCGUCAGCGCAGCCGACAGAUCAAGAUCACCCAGGCUGUGGAGCGGCUUGUGGAGGACCUGAUCCAGGAGUCCAUGGCCCGAGGAGACUUCAGGAAACUGAGUGGAGCUGGAAAGCCACUCAACAAGUUUGAGCACAAUCCAUACGCUGAUCCUAUGACCCACAACCUCAACCGCAUCCUCAUAGACAAUGGUUACCAGCCACCCUGGGUCGUCACACAACGCGACAUCCGAGAGACCACUGCUCAGAUCCGAAAUAGGUUGCUGGGGGGCAGGGCCAGGCUUGGCGACCCCCUGACCCCCGAGGAGCACAGCCAAUGGGAGCAGCUGUGCGCAUCUGUACAGGAGGAGCUGGUGAAACUUAACAAAAUGGUGGACAAUUACAACCUCAUCGUACCGAUGCUCAACAUGCAAAUGGUUCACUUCAGUUUGUCACGAGAGAUUGACCGCGCUGUGAAAGGAGCCCGCCAACACAGACUGGACCAGCAGAGAGAGAGGGAGAAGGAGAGAGAGAGGAGGAAGGAGGAGAAAAAAAGAGCCAACACCGUAAUUAAGCGUAAAAAUUCCAAACAAGGCCUGAUGUCUUGGAUGAAGAAUUUACUGAGAUCAAAACAGUAAAAUUUUGAAUCUGAGUGAACGGAAUAAUGAUUUGAGAUCAGUGGUUUAUUAAUUUAUUCAUUUGUUUUCACUGAUAUGAAUCAGCACAGUCCACAAGGCAAGACGGAUUUGUUCUUCCACUUAUUCCUACACACUCUGAAUCAAAGUCAGAAACAGUGGUGCCACUAAUUUAACUCUGCGUUCCUGCUGUUAUUGUCCAGAUAUGCAGGAUCGUCAGGUGUCAGUGGAGGAGUAUUAUUGAGCAGUCAUGGCUGUGGGACUAUAAAGUGUGAGGAACUGCACGUGUUGAUAACAAAAAGCAACGUGAGGCAAUUUUAUGGUGCAAGUUGUUUCUGUGAAAUUACUUCUCUGAAAUACAAACCUAACACUGUAACUAUUGGUUGCUAUGUGACAUUAAAAGUUAAGGUAAUUCAAAA
Epinephelus lanceolatus (giant grouper) is the source of this 2149-nucleotide messenger RNA. Its product is annotated as dnaJ homolog subfamily C member 28. The record is from RefSeq and is a predicted model, not a curated record. NCBI's taxonomy places the organism in Eukaryota, Metazoa, Chordata, Actinopteri, Perciformes, Serranidae.